Molecule: messenger RNA, 1142 nt
Organism: Astrephomene gubernaculifera
Lineage: Eukaryota; Viridiplantae; Chlorophyta; Chlorophyceae; Chlamydomonadales; Astrephomenaceae
Source: the annotation of a GenBank genome assembly
CGUCGGUAACGUGUCAGGUUUUCACAUACUGGUUAUUCACUGUUAGUAAACUAACGUGGGAGAUCGUGGUUUCGCCAAUAUGCCUCUUGGGAGUCUCCCAAAGAAGUUCUCAUAAUUACCGAUAAUUCAAGCCGUAAAGGUCCCUGCCCAGCAUUGAAGGUCCCGCCAAGCACCAUGCUCUUACGUCGCCCGCUUUAAACACUUGGGUUCAGUCAUAAUGCGAUUGUGACUGCAACACAUCAUUGGCCGUCGUCAAACCGACUCCUUCGCCUCCGCAACCUUACUCAAGGGGGCUAUGUAGAACCUAACGGUGCCCAUCGGAGCGUCUGGAGUGCGGCACUGCGUGCAGCCGCACCUAAUUGCAUCGGCAUCCCCAAUGGAUACAGCGCAGGCGGCCCGCCCCAAGUACAAGUAUGCUGGCAGCCUGCACGAGGGGCACAAGGAGGCGAUCUUCUGCGUCGCCUUCAACACCUGCGACCUGGCCCACCGGGACGUGUUCGCCACGGUUGGGCACUGCAGGGUGAGCAUCUACCGGCUGCUGCCAGCGGGGCAGUUCCAGGUGCUGCAGGUGUACGAGGACGAGGAUGGAUCUCCCGGCUCUCAAAGCCGGCCAAAGCGGAAGGCUCCCCCAGCCCUCCACGACCCCAGCACCCCCUCCGCUGCCGACCCCACCUCCGCCCCCACUGCCACUGCCGCCCUGGCCAACACCGCCGAUGCUGCAACCUCCGCCGUUGACCCUAACGCCCCUGCUACUGCCGCCAACCCCGCUACUGACGCCUACACCGCCCCUCGCGGCACUAGCGGCGGCACUGGCAGUAGUAGCAGUGGCGGGGAGCGCUUCCACUGCUGCAAGUGGUCUCGCGACCCGGACAGCGGCGCCGCGCUGCUGCUGGCUGCGGGGCGGAAGGCGCUAGUGCGCGUGCUGGACGUGAGCCGGGGGCAGCUGGUGCAUACGUUCUCGGGUCACGGCCAGGACAUCAACGACAUCGCGGUGCACCCGCAGCGGCCGCACCUCUUCCUGACGGGCAGCGACGACUGCAGCGUGCGGCUGUGGAACUACCGCUCGCGCACCUGUGUUGCCGUGUUCGCCGGGGAGGGCGGCCACAAGAACAAGGUCCUCACGCUGGACUUCCACCCCUGGG